Molecule: messenger RNA, 1044 nt
Organism: Dovyalis caffra
Lineage: Eukaryota; Viridiplantae; Streptophyta; Magnoliopsida; Malpighiales; Salicaceae
Source: the annotation of a GenBank genome assembly
AUGGAUUCUUCAAGGCGGACUCUUCAGAGGAUAUCAGAUGAUGAAUCAUCAUCCUCUGGAGCUGUUGAAAAAGAAAAGGAUGCCAAGAAGUCAUAUAUUCCAAGGAGAUUAAUGAUUGGGAAAGAUGAAUAUGUGCGAAUUGGCAAUGGUAACCAGCUUAUAAGAGAUCCCAAGAAGCGAACUCGCAUUUUGGCCAGUGAAAAAGUUCGAUGGAGUUUGCACACUGCAAGAUCACGAUUGGCUAGAAAACGGAAGUACUGUCAGUUUUUUACAAGAUUUGGGAAAUGCAACAAAGAUGAUGGAAAAUGUCCCUUCAUUCAUGAUUCCUCCAAAAUAGCAGUCUGCACUAAGUUUCUGAAUGGCUUGUGUUUCAAUCCUGAAUGCAAAUUGACUCAUAAGAUCAUUCCAGAAAGGAUGCCUGAUUGUUCUUACUUUUUGCAAGGCCUUUGCACCAAUAAAGACUGCCCUUAUAGACAUGUGCGUGUCAAUCCAAAUGCUUCUACCUGCGAAGGAUUUCUCAGGGGUUAUUGUGCUGAUGGGAAUGAGUGUCCGAGGAAGCACAGCUAUGUCUGCCCCACGUAUGAAGCAACAGGAUCCUGUCCUCAAGGAUCCAAAUGCAGGCUGCACCAUCCCAAAAACCGAAGCAAGGAAAAGAAAAGCAAGCAAUCACGGGAGAACAAUGCUCAAGGGCGAUAUUUUGGUUUGAUGCACACCAACACUAUUGAGCCUAGAAAUCCAGUGCCUGGAAAGCUCUAUGUGCUAGAUAAUGAUGCCAUUUCAUUCAAAGGAAGUAUUGCUGAUUAUAUCAGCCUUGAUGUUAGUGAUGAAGAAGUGGUAGAAAAUAACAAUCCAGCAGAUGAGCAUACAGCACUUAGUGAUAGUGGUACCUUGGACUUGCAACUAGGUGACCUUGGUGAGUUAAUUAAACCAGAAGAAACACGAGACUAUAACCUAAAAAAGCCCCUGCCUAGCGAGCCUCCAAAUGGAGGAGAAUUGCAGAAGGAGAAAAAAAGAAGCCGUUGCGGAAGCACCAAUCUUGGCUAA